Messenger RNA from Lolium rigidum, 2083 nucleotides. RefSeq names its product beta-glucosidase 4-like. Bases 160 to 1629 code for a protein of 489 amino acids. Lineage: Eukaryota; Viridiplantae; Streptophyta; Magnoliopsida; Poales; Poaceae. Gene Ontology annotation, molecular function: beta-glucosidase activity. The transcript has 14 exons. The record is from RefSeq and is a predicted model, not a curated record. Gene Ontology annotation, biological process: cellulose catabolic process.
CCACGCUACUCGGCUAUAUAUCUCAAGUCAACCGCGCACCUCCCUCCAACCUCCAUCGGCCGCAGCAGCACCCACCCUCAGUCCCUCACAGUCACAGCUCACAACUCACGGCACACACGCUCGGCUUGCUCCUCUGCAGCUCUGCUGCGGCGGCCGGGAAUGGAAAGCACGGGGCGCGGCGGCGAGGCGGCCGGUGAAGUGACCCGCGCCGACUUCCCCGAGGGGUUCGUCUUCGGCGUUGCCACCUCCGCCUACCAGAUCGAGGGGGCGAGACAUGAGGGUGGCAAAGGCGAUAGCAUAUGGGAUGUAUUUGCAGAUACAAAAGAGCGUAUCCUAGACGGAAGCUCUGGAGAAGUUGCAGUUGAUCAUUACCAUCGAUACAAGGAAGACAUUGAGCUCAUGGCCAAGUUGGGUUUUCGCGCUUAUAGAUUUUCCAUAUCUUGGUCACGGAUAUUUCCUGAUGGCCUAGGGAAGGAGAUCAAUGAGCAAGGAGUUGCUUUCUAUAACAAUCUUAUAGAUUUCAUGAUUGAGAAAGGUAUUCAGCCUUAUGCAACUCUGUAUCACUGGGAUCUUCCAAAUAACCUUCACCAGACUAUGGGGGGUUGGCUUUCGGACAAGAUUGUGGAGUACUUCGCAUUAUAUGCAGAAGCCUGCUUUGCAAAUUUUGGCGAUAGAGUUAAGCAUUGGAUGACAAUCAAUGAACCUCUUUCAACAUCCCUCAGUGGUUAUGCGAAUGGAAACUUUGCACCCGGAGUAUGUGAAAGUGAAGCUGGUGAACCUUUCUUGGCCGCCCAUCACCAGAUCUUAGCGCAUGCUGCUUCUGUUGAUGUCUACAGAAGAAAAUUUAAGGCUUUACAAGGUGGCCAAGUUGGGUUUGUUGUUGAUUGUAUAUGGGCAGAGCCAGCGUCUGAUAAAAUGGAAGAUCAGGAUGCUGCAGCACGAUUUAUAGACUUUCUACUUGGAUGGUACCUGGACCCAAUAUACUUUGGUGAUUAUCCAGAAAGCAUGCGGCAGAGAUUGGGCGAUCGUCUUCCAAAAUUCUCAGCGAAAGAUCGUGAAUUUAUCAGGAACAAAAUUGAUUUUAUUGGAUUAAAUAACUAUACAUCAAGAUUCAUUGCUAAUCAGACAAACCCGCAGGGAAAACAGAUCCAUUUUUAUCAUGCUCAACAGACAAAGAUGAUGGACAAAUCGAGUAGCGGUGAAGGAAUUGGUGAAAGAGCUGCGUCUAAUUGGCUUUUUAUAGUUCCUUGGGGUAUUCGGAAAAUGAUUAACCAUGUCGCAAAGAAAUAUGACAAUCCUAUAAUAUAUAUAACAGAGAAUGGCAUGGAUGACGAAGAUGAUCCAUCAGCAACACUUGAUCAGGUCUUAAAUGAUACAAAGAGGGUUGGAUUCUUCAAAGGAUAUGUUAGUGGAGUCGCAGAAGCAAUAAGGGAUGGUGCCGAUGUUCGUGGGUACUUUGCAUGGUCAUUCUUGGAUAACUUUGAGUGGGCUAUGGGAUACACCAAGAGGUUUGGGAUUGUCUAUGUUGAUUAUAAGAAUGGGCUCUCCCGACACCCUAAAGCAUCAGCCAUGUGGUUUUCACGCUUCUUGAACGGCGAGGCUGCUGACAACAAACCUGACACAAACUAAGUCCAUCUUCACCAAGGAAGGAGAAUAAACCCUGCACAUCCACACAUCGAUAUAUUUCUUUUUGUUGGAAAACAAUGCCAUGCAAAGUGAAGCAUUGAUGCCAAACAAGUUGUCUUACAGAAUAACUCGAGUAUCUGAACUUGAUGGCCUCAGCAACUUUGAGAGGGCAAUAGGAUUGAUACACCAAGAGGGGUCUGGUAGUGUACAAGAAUGGGCUUUUGCGACAUUUUGACGUAUCAGCCAUGUGGUUCUCGAUCACACUUGUCGCUGAAAACAAAGAUGGCACGAACUGAGCCAUCCCUCAGCAAGUAAAUAAACAUUACACAGUGAUUGUUUUCCCUGUUAUUGUACUGUACUGUAAUUGGCGGUGUAUAUACUCAAGAUAAUAAUUGCAUCCCAUCUCUGAUGCUCUGUACGGUCUGCCAUUAAUCCAAUGAAUAUGUUUGCUGCUUGA